Cucumis sativus (cucumber) is the source of this 1146-nucleotide messenger RNA. RefSeq lists its product as uncharacterized. The transcript is spliced from 3 exons. Bases 376 to 894 code for a protein of 172 amino acids. The record is from RefSeq and is a predicted model, not a curated record. NCBI's taxonomy places the organism in Eukaryota, Viridiplantae, Streptophyta, Magnoliopsida, Cucurbitales, Cucurbitaceae. Gene Ontology annotation, biological process: positive regulation of DNA-templated transcription; chloroplast organization.
ACUUUUAUUCAAGAAAGCAACCCUUCCACGCCAUAGAAUCACAAAGUCCUACAUUUGUCCCCACUGCGACACAAACAUGUGAAUCUCAAGAGUCAAUCUCCCAUCUCUUCGGUAGCCAUAAAUUAACUAUUUUAUUCCUAAGAUUAAUAAACCAAGCAUUAAAAAAAUCAAGUGGCCAUAGAGAAUGGAGAGAUCAAGAGUAUCAAACACAGCCACGUAGCUCCACUCCACGGCAACCACAACGACCAAUCACUGCUGACCUCAAAUUCUCACUUAAAGCACUGGGAAACUCCUCCUUCAUGGCGGAUAAUCGUCCAGGCCGCCGUCGAUCCUAUAAAUUUCAGGUUCAAUUGAACGAACUAACCGGCGGCAACGAUGGUGGCGAUUUGUCCGUCUCACGGGGGGUUCCCGUCGCAAUUAGGGCAGGGAUGGAAGUCGGUAAGGGGGAGGCCUGAUAGGAGGAGCUCCAAUUUGAGAGUAAGGGCGGAGAAGGGCGAGGAGAGAGAAAGCGGGGGAGGAGAGAAUAAGAAAUCGCUGUUCAGCAGCGUGACUGAGGCGUUGGAUUUCUCAGCAGUCCGAUCGACUCGCGACGCCGAGCUCCUCGACGAUGCCCGCCAGGCCACCAAAGCCGGCGGCAGAAUGAGCCGUGAACAGUAUGGAGCUUUAAGAAGGAAAAUAGGAGGGACCUACAAGGACUUCUUCAAAUCUUACAUAGAAGUGGAUGGACAAUAUGUUGAAGAAGGGUGGGUGGACAAGACAUGCAAGGUGUGCAAGAAGGACACGAGGGGAGAAGCAAGGCAAGUUGACAAACUUGGAAGAUAUGUUCAUGUUGCUUGUUUGGAGAAGUCCAACUCUUCCCCGGGGAAUUUCUUUUCCAAGUUCUUCUCCAAAUGAAAUUAAAAAAAAAAAAAACAAACUUAGGUUUAAGUAUAUAAAUUGGACUGUAGAAAUUUGAAUUUGUGUAACGUGUAUUUAGUUCGUAAGUUUAUGAUUUAUACCUCGAAGUUAACAUUGUUGUAGUAUAUAAGUUUUGAGUUUCAUAAACAAUAAAGUUUUAUGUAUACACAAAUUGUGAGAGGUAGAUGAAAUAGGUUUUGGGGUUUAGAGUAACAAAAUUUAGAAAGAAAUUAUAUAUACAUUUCCUAA